This is a messenger RNA of Parnassius mnemosyne (clouded apollo), 1947 nucleotides long. The record is from the annotation of a GenBank genome assembly. Lineage: Eukaryota; Metazoa; Arthropoda; Insecta; Lepidoptera; Papilionidae.
AUGAAUUUCUUAACGAUCAAGGCGUUAGAAAUAAUGUUUCUCAUCAUUAAUAUAAAGGAAGCCCUUUCUGCAUCUGAGAAAGAGAUGCAAAUUAUUAUUGACGUUGUGAAUUCAUAUGAAAAGCCAACCGAUGUAGUAGCUAUAGUUUGUUGGCGAAAAUAUUUGAAAUUUAGUUUCGUUAAUAAGUUGCGAAAACUUGAAAAACCAAAAAGAGUAUUAUUUAUUACAAAACAUGAAGUUUGCGAAAAUAAAUUGCCGAGUAAAAACUUGAUCUUCAUUACUGAUACACGCUGCCCAAAUAUCAAAGACAUACUGUUUAAUGCAAAUUCAUGUAAUAAAUUCAAUAAUCCUAACCGCUGGAUUAUUUUGGGAAAUAUGCUUAUUAAAAAUAAUGAAAUAACGCAUGACUUUACAAAUUUGAACAUAAUGAUCGAUUCCGAAGUGAUUUUAUUGCAGCUGUAUGCUAAAAUUUUUAAAUUAUACAUGCCGUACAAAAUUGGACCAAAGAACAAUGGAUGGAUUAUAGAAAGCUUUGCCACCUGGGAUCCAAUACAUGGUCUUAAUAAGUCCAAAGAAAUUGACAUCGCUACUUCAGUCAGACGUAAAGAUCUGUCAAGAGAACCAAUAACUAUGUCAGUUGUAGUUACAGAAAACAUGACCAAAUCUGAGUUACCAGAGAUACGGAAUAUCCACAGAGAUACUUUAGCAAAGUCCAGUUUUCUUCACUAUAUGCCAAUAUACGAUUUCACAAACGCAACAAUGGCUAUUAUUUAUGCGGAAACAUGGGGUUACUUGUUAAAUGGUACGUGGAACGGUAUGGUCGGGGACGUAGCUCAAGGCAAAGCUGAGUUUGCAGGCACUGUAAUGUUCAUUACAAAAGAACGGUUGCCGGUAUUAGAAUACAUGAACUCCCCGUCCUCGACUUCAGUGAAGUUCGUGUUCCGUGAACCGUCACUAUCAUACGAAAACAAUUUGUUCCUGUUGCCAUUCAAGCCAGUUGUAUGGUAUUGCAUCGUUGGACUAGUGUUUCUUUUAAUGUUCAUUCUCUUCAUUAAUGCGCGAUGGGAGAAUGUUAAAUCUUGCAACAAAAAUAAGAUAGACCAUACCAUACUACAACCAAAUGUAAGCGACAUUGCUAUUAUGGUUAUAAGUGCUAUAUCACAGCAAGGAAGUUCAACGGAACUAAAAGGUCAGUACAUAUUAAAAUGCACUGCGCGAUUCAGUACUGUUCUACCACGGCUCACUUUGUAUUUGGAUGCUACAGGCUCUCUCGGACGCGUCGUGAUGUUCAUACUAUUUUUUACCUUCGUGUUCCUGUACACGUCGUAUUCUGCAAGUAUUGUGGCUUUGCUGCAAUCGACUUCUAACCAAAUCCGCACUCUAUCGGACCUCCUCAACUCAAAGCUAGAACUUGGUGCAGAGGAUAUAGUUUACAACAGAUAUUUGUUUUCGACUGCUACAGAACCAGUCAAAAAAGCGAUUUAUCAAAAUAAGAUCGCUCCGCGUGGUUCAAAGGCAAAUUUCAUGAAACUAGAGGACGGAGUAAGGAAACUUCAAAAGGAACCAUUUGCUUUCAAUAUGAACACUGGGCUGGGAUACCGGUUAGUGGAACAAUAUUUUUAUGAACAUGAAAAGUGUGGUCUUCGUGAAAUUUCGUAUUUCGUAAACAACAAACCAUGGCAAACUUGCCGAAAAGACUCUCCUUAUAAAGAAAUAUUCAAAAUAGGAUCGUUCAGAAGUCAAGAGCAUGGUUUUAAUGUACGUAUAAAUAAAAUCGUGUACUCAAAAAAGCCAAUAUGCAUUGCUAAGGGCGGAAAGUUCGGUUCUGUCAACAUGACAGAUUUCUACCCGGCGCUGUUAACGUUACUCUACGGGAUAAUAUCAGCCUUAGUUAUUUUGCUGUUUGAAAUAUUAGUACAUAGAAAGCAAUUCAAGGGGAAGUCUUAA